Periophthalmus magnuspinnatus is the source of this 3798-nucleotide messenger RNA. RefSeq names its product WSC domain containing 2 (gene wscd2). The record is from RefSeq and is a predicted model, not a curated record. The transcript has 9 exons. Gene Ontology annotation, molecular function: sulfotransferase activity. The coding region runs from base 668 to 2482 and encodes 604 amino acids. NCBI's taxonomy places the organism in Eukaryota, Metazoa, Chordata, Actinopteri, Gobiiformes, Gobiidae.
AAGUACAGCAGGCAGCGCUGUUGGUCCUCUCGUGUCAGAGCCUCUCUGCAGACAGCCUCUCCUCUCACUCCGAGCGGACAGGCGACAGCGAGGACAAGUCAAUCCGCCGCAUCAUGCCGCGGUGACCGUUCACUUCUCCAGAGGACCUGGGCUGUGCCAAGAGCGCGCUGCUAUAUCACACUGCGCGGUACACCACGCUGUCGGAGAGCUCAGUGAAUUGUUGCUAGCCUGCGGAAGACGCAUAACUAAAUAAUACUCGACAUGUUGAGAGUUAUGUGAGAGUGAAUCAUCGCGGAUGUGAAUAUCACGCCAGCUCCAAGCCUCAGAUAUGACCAUCUCCAGAGGCGUCCCGGGAACGGCACCAGCGUCCAUCGUGACUUAGAUGGUGAAUCCUGCCCCCCUCUGUCCCGGGCUGUGCUGUGGGAUAGGUACAACGGCCAGAGUGCAUCGUGUGGAGACAGACACGCACUUGAGGCUGGGCGGCAAAAGUGCUGCCGUAUCACUGCUGUGUCCUGAAGACCGAAGUGAAAGCUGCAGUGAUCUUGUUUCACCCAAAGCUGCUCCACUUACAUGCCACAGACCCAUAGGUACUUCUCAGGGCUACAUUGGGACACUAUCUACAAUGGAUAAGAACACAGGAGGUCCAGUCAUGUAAUGGGUCUACCUCAUGAGAACGGGGCAGAGCCAUGCUUGGAUGACCCUCGCUCUCCCCCUCUUGCAGAUCGUGAUUGUGUUCACCAUUGGGAUAGUGUGGUCCAGUGGCUGCAGGGGAGCCACAAUGGUCAAACCUCUUCUCAGAAUACACCGUUACUUUUGUCGAAAACCUGUGCGCUUCUUCUCACUCAUCCUGCUGUAUCUGACGGCAGGGAGCCUGGUCUUCCUCCACUCAGGCAUUAUGUGGGACAGUCCUAGCUCCAGCAGAGGAGAAGCCCGGGGGGACUCUGUGGUUGCUGCAGAGAUGGCAAGCAGGACCGCGGUUUUGCACGUCCGUGGGCUGGGGCUGAUGAGCAGGGUGUUUAAUAAAGACAACCGGAAGGUGGGGGGCCGCCGCUUUGGUCCUCCCUGGAAGAAGAACAGACAAACCGAGGUGGAAGGCAAGGACUAUACCAGCAACUGGAACAGGGCCCUCAAAGGACGCAACUCCAAAGACAUGGAGGAUGGAAGAGCAAAGUACAUCGGCUGCUAUGUGGACGACACUCAGAGGCGAGCGCUACGAGGAGUUUCCUUUUUCGACUACAAAAAAAUGACUUUGUUCCGUUGCCAGGACAACUGUGCAGAAAGAGGCUACAUGUUUGCAGGCCUGGAGUUUGGUGCAGAGUGUUACUGUGGCCACAAGAUACAAGCAGCCAAUACCUCUGAGUCUGAGUGCAACAUGCAGUGCAAGGGCGAGAAGAACAACCUGUGUGGAGGGGCCAACCGCCUGUCCAUCUACCGACUAGAGCUGAGCCAGGAGUCAGCGCGGCGAUACGGUAGUGCCAUUUUCAAGGGCUGUUUCCAUAGGCCAGACAAUGUCUCCAUGGCCCUUCCUUUCAGCGCUGUCAUCCAAAACAUGUCCGUAGACAAGUGUGUGGACAUGUGCACAGAGAGAGAGAAGACCCUGGCCGUGUUGGCUGGAGAUCGCUGUCUCUGCGGGUUCCCCACUCCGCUCUUCCCCCUUCAUGACAUGGAGGAGGAGGACCUGUGCCUUUACCGCUGCCAGGGCGAGGAGUUUGAGAGCUGUGGGAAUGACGAGUACUUUGUGGUGUAUCAGACACAGGUGCAAGAUAAUCGCUGCAUGGACCGCCACUUUCUGCCCACUCGCUCCAAGCAGCUGUUUGCUUUGAGCAGUUUUCCUGGAGCAGGAAACACUUGGGCACGUCAUCUGAUUGAGCUCGCUACCGGCUUCUACACCGGCAGCUACUACUUUGAUGGAUCUCUCUAUAACAAAGGGUUCAAAGGUGAACGCGACCAUUGGAGAAGCGGACGGACAAUCUGCAUCAAGACUCAUGAGAGUGGCAGGAAGGAGAUCGAAGCCUUUGACGCUGGCAUCCUUAUGAUCCGCAACCCCUACAAGGCCCUCAUGGCAGAGUUCAACCGCAAGUACGGAGGCCAUAUUGGGUUUGCCUCUCAGGCCCACUGGAAAGGGAAAGAGUGGCCAGAGUUUGUAAAAAACUACGCCCCUUGGUGGGCAUCGCACACAUUGGACUGGCUGCAGUAUGGACGGCGUGUUCAUGUUGUUCAUUUUGAGGAGCUGAAGAGGGACCUGUUUGAUCAGCUCAAAGGCAUGGUACAGUUUUUGGGCCUGGAGGUGUCUGAGGAGCGGCUUCUAUGUGUGGAGGGACAGAAGGACGGAAACUUUAAGCGCUCUGGUCUUCGCAAACUGGAGUACGACCCCUACACAGUGGAGAUGAGAGCGCACAUCGAUGAACUCAUAAGAACUGUUGACGCAGCGUUAAAGAAAAAGCACAUGUCGGGGGUUCCAGAGGAGUACAGGCCCAGAUGAUACAUGUAGUAAAUGUGUUUGAUGCUUUAAAUAUAGAUAUGCUUUGUAGACAAUAUGUUUUAUAGCAAGACACUAUCCAUAAAUUGGCUGUAUUUAAUAUUUGAAAAUAAUACAAAAAAGUAUUUAAAAAAAUCUAAAAUGUGAAAUUAUUAUCUAGUUUAGUUAAAGAUCUGAAAAAGUCACGUAAAAGAACAAAUUACUGUAUAGAUGCCAAAGAUUGAUGGAACAAAUAGAUUGGGCAGUUUAUUACAUUUAGUAAGAAAUAGGGUAAUGGUCCCAAAAUAUUGAAAAGGGAAAAAUUAGGCCACCUUGUAUGUGUAAUGUCUUGCCUUAUUUUGUCAUAUUCCUAAUCUCUUUUUAUUCUGAUUUUGUAGGAGUUUCUUUUCAUUUUUUUCAUGAAAAGCACUUCUAUGCACAUGUGCAAUGUGGCCAUGUGCCUUAACUUGAAGCUACAGCUGUGAAUACAGACUCAUCAGUACAGUUAACUAGUCUGCAAAUUGUACCAAACCGUUCAGUAUGGCAUUAUAUUAGAAUGGCACAUUCACAUUUAAAAUAAAGGCUUGACAUAUUUUCACACUCAAAUUCAAAUUUAUAUAAAUAUAUAAAAUAAUGCAACUUCCACAAUUUUCUAGAUAAAUGGCAUGAGCCUGUAUGUCUAGAUGCCUGACAGUGCUCACAUAUGACAUGUAGAAUUUCAACCAACUUUUAGCUGCUAGUGAUGUUAUAAAAGCCCUUUGAGUUUGUUUUCUGUUUGUUUUUGUUUUUUUAACAAAUAUCAGCAAUAUGGGCUGCAACACCUGUGAGUAUAUUACUAUAUUAUUUAUAUGAACUCUCAAAUCAAAGAUGUACUUUUCUUCUCAAAACUACUGAUUCAAGAACCUUUGUCUCAAUGUUAUAAUACUCAAUAUCUUGAGCAUUAUUUUCACAAAUUGAACUGAUGUAGGAACCCUAAAAAUUUGAGUAAGUCAAGACAAUGGCUGUUUUAUGUAAUGGGUUUAAUUUAUAAUAGCAAACUUAAUGAAAGCUUUUAUGUUUUUGCCAUAAGUCAUCAAAUUGCUUACAUUUGUGAAUAUUAUGAAACACUGACUUCCAUUUUCAGUAAAAAGCUAUACUUAAUAUAAUUCUAUUUUUAUAGAAUUGAAAAUUCUUUAUAUUGCAAAAUGCAGACAGAGUAUAUUUUUCGGAUAUGCUUUAAGGCUUUUGGCUCUUAGCUAAAUACUAUAACAACACACUGGCAUGUUUUAACACCAAGUGCCACUGAAUGUAUUUUAUAUGGAAUGAAGAAUGUACUGUGAAGACCUAAUAAAAGAUCAAAU